Neoarius graeffei (lesser salmon catfish) is the source of this 1842-nucleotide messenger RNA. Its product is annotated as hepatocyte nuclear factor 3-beta-like. The record is from RefSeq and is a predicted model, not a curated record. Gene Ontology annotation, molecular function: transcription factor binding; RNA polymerase II cis-regulatory region sequence-specific DNA binding; protein domain specific binding. The transcript has 2 exons. Lineage: Eukaryota; Metazoa; Chordata; Actinopteri; Siluriformes; Ariidae. The coding region runs from base 300 to 1457 and encodes 385 amino acids. Gene Ontology annotation, biological process: regulation of transcription by RNA polymerase II; anatomical structure morphogenesis; cell differentiation.
ACACACACACACAGAGUCCCAGUGCGCCCUGAUACACACACACACACACACACACACACACACGAGUCCCAGUGCGCCCUGAUACACGCACGCACACACACACACACACACACACACACACACACACACACACACACACAGUCCCAGUGCGCCCUGAUACGCGCGCACACACACACACACACACACACACAGCUGCUCCUCCCGACCGGUAAAGCGGACGCUGCUCCCGGAGCCCUGGGUCUCUCACAGCUUCUUCUCCAGCUUGAGUCGCUCCAGAUCCGCCUUCUGGACUUUUCAGCAUGCUGGGAGCCGUGAAGAUGGAAGGAGCCGAGCACUCGGACUGGAGCACUUAUUACUCAGAGCCCGAGUGCUACACUGCAGUUGGAAACAUGAGCAGCGGACUGAACUCAGUGAGCGCCUACAUGAGCUGUGCGAGCGGUGUGAACGUUCCCUACAUGCACACGGGACUCGGCCACCCGGCUAACGGCACAUGCACGGGGAUGACCCCUAGCGCCAGCCCAACAUCCGCUCAAGCUCUGGCUGCUUCUUACUCGAACCUGAACUCAAGCGCAUGUGGCCAGGUCUCCAGCAGGCCCCGUGAUCCCAAAGCAUACAGACGGAGCUACACGCACGCCAAGCCGCCCUACUCGUACAUCUCCCUGAUCACCAUGGCCAUCCAGCAGUCCUCAUCCAAGAUGCUGACGCUGAACGAAAUCUACCAGUGGAUCAUGGACCUGUUUCCGUUUUACAGACAGAACCAGCAGCGCUGGCAGAACUCAGUCCGCCACUCACUCUCCUUCAAUGACUGUUUCCUCAAGGUGCCUAGAUCACCUGACAAACCAGGCAAAGGCUCCUUCUGGACUCUCCAUCCUGAGUCAGGGAACAUGUUUGAAAACGGAUGCUAUCUGCGCAGACAGAAGCGCUUUAAAUGCGAAAAAUCUGCAGAAAAGCCCACGGAAUUGGAUAGCGAUAAAAAACCACACAGCGACAAAGAACUCGACAGUCCAGACUGUCUGACUGAAGACAUGAAAAGUUCCGAUCUGAAAGAUGUCAUCAAAGCAACGCAGGCUUUGAGUCCAGAACAUCAGACUCAUCAUCAGGACCAUCAUCUAGAUGAACAUCAUCAUCUUCAUCCUCAUCCUCACCCUCACCUUCUUUCUCAGCAUCACCCGGUGCUCGUGCAGGACUCGCACUUGAAACCGGGACACCACCACCACCACCCCCACUCCUACUCCUUCGAUCACCCGUUCUCUAUUCACAACCUGAUGUCCUCUGAGCAGCAGCACCACAAAAUGGACACACUGAAGCCCUAUGAGCAUGCCACGCACUGUUCCGCCGGAUACGGACCACCAGUCACUGGGGCACCAAUGAUGUCAGCUCGAUCCAGUGUGGAGCCCUCAGCUCUCCCCUCAGAGUAUUCCUACUAUCCGCUAUCCGCGUGCACCAACAGGGCGUAAAUAAUAUUUCUAAUGGUCACAAAGUGGAGGUAAAAGGUGGUAACUACUUCCCAGGUAUCUCACCAUCUAGCAUUGUUUCUACAAAUAUGCCUAUGCUUUUAGUGCGCACAAAAAUGAUAAACAAAAUGGUUUAAAAAUGAAAAACGUUUCUUUUCAAUCUGAUCUUCCUCCAAUAGACUUCUCAAACUGUUGGACAGGAUUUCAUGAUGGAUCAAAGCCUGUAUAGCUAUAAAACUUCCACAAGUCUUUUUUUUUCCUGAGAGAAAGGAAAAAAUAUAGAAUAGAAAAGAGUGGCCAUUUACUUUACUCUGUUUAUACUGUAAUUUAUCAUUUUUAAAUUUAAUUGUGUUUAUAAAUGUAACCCAGUUAAGAUGUCAUUAUUAAA